Messenger RNA from Symsagittifera roscoffensis, 1331 nucleotides. Its product is annotated as malectin-A-like. The transcript has a single exon. The record is from RefSeq and is a predicted model, not a curated record. NCBI's taxonomy places the organism in Eukaryota, Metazoa, Xenacoelomorpha, Acoela, Convolutidae. Bases 5 to 904 code for a protein of 299 amino acids. Gene Ontology annotation, cellular component: membrane. Gene Ontology annotation, molecular function: carbohydrate binding.
GCUUAUGAGAAGCUCAGAAGCAAUCAGAAUGCGUUCCAACAAACCAGUUUCUGUGCAGAUACUGAACUGUCUGUUUACUGUCCUGCUUACAUCAUGUCCCUUAUCCUUAGUCUUCUUCACCCUCCUAUCUCUGGUAGCAUCCACGCAUGCCCUGGAAAUUAUCUGGGCAGUCAACGCUGGAGGUCACUACCACAUAGACGAGAACGGAAUCCAGUACAUGGAAGACCCGCUUCGCAUAGGAACUCCCUCUGACUUUGGAAAAGCAUUAUCAAUAGGUCGAGUAUCUCGCAACGACGCAAUCUUGUAUCAAACUGAGAGAUAUCAUACAAAUUCUUUUUCUUAUGAGGUAAAUAUGCCGAAAGAGGGAGACUUCGUUCUGGUUAUGAAGUUCGCUGAAGUUUAUUUCACAUCUUCUAAGCAGAAAGUGUUCAACAUAGUUCUAAAUGACCAGCAUAUGGUUGUGAGAGACUUGGACAUUUUCGAUAAAGUGGGCCUAGGUCGAGCUCAUGAUGAAAUCAUCCCAUUCACCAUCAGAAAUGGGAAAUUGGUAGUUAUCAACGAAGCUUCUACGUUCAACAAUGUUCUCAAAAUCACGUUUGUCAAAACCCAUUACGACAAUCCUAAAGUGAACGCCUUUUACAUUGCUCGCAGUCGACCCGAAGACGUGCCGAAGCUGCCUGCACUGUUUGCAGACCAGGACAUUCACAGUCAGCAGAGAAGAAAGGAUCCGUUUGAAGAGGCGGAUACUGACAUUACCUCAGAGAAGCAGAAGACUAAAUUCAACAAACGGUCUGGACCAAUCGUGGAGGACCCGUACGCGGACCAGGAGGGCAAUUUUUUCUGGCCAAUUUUCUGCUCAGUUGUCGCUUUCAUCCCAAUCCUCAUCUGCCUCUGCAAAAUGUAACAAAAAGUCAAAAAUAUAUCUCAUCAGACGCGAGCUUAUUCGCCAACCAUAAACUACAAUGGGACGCCGCAAACAUAUUCGCCAAGAUAAACUACAAUCGGAUGCCAUUUCAAUUUAAAAACGAUCGUCCUUUUCAAAACUGCAGAAGCAUAACGCGCUGCUCUAAACUAGAUGUCCAUAUGUUGUUUCGUUCGUAUUCCUCUUUCUGUAUAAAUUCGCUUUUAACAAUAAACCUCCAAUGAGUGCAGUGUUUUGGCUGUUGUGUUUGUUCUACCUUUCGUAUCGUAAGUGUCGUGGCGUGAUGCUCAAUUAUCAGCCAUGAGUAUCAUAUACGGAAUACAUAGGGAAUCAUUACUAACAUAAAUUGCUAUUACAAUUGUUGUUCUGAUUUUCGCAAAAUAAAUAGCGAAAUAAAACUCGGAAAAAU